Messenger RNA from Sphaerodactylus townsendi, 3264 nucleotides. It is a transcript of the gene CFAP69, whose product is annotated as cilia and flagella associated protein 69. Lineage: Eukaryota; Metazoa; Chordata; Lepidosauria; Squamata; Sphaerodactylidae. Gene Ontology annotation, cellular component: sperm midpiece; non-motile cilium. Gene Ontology annotation, biological process: positive regulation of flagellated sperm motility; response to odorant; olfactory behavior. The transcript is spliced from 23 exons. Bases 92 to 3037 code for a protein of 981 amino acids. The record is from RefSeq and is a predicted model, not a curated record.
CCCCCCCUCCGCCUUCAAGCUCAUAAUUGCGCCACGGCCUUGCAUUCCUGAUGGGGACUUUCUGUCUCCCUCAGGGCCACCAUAGCGAGCCAUGGCUUCCUUCGCUCCCAUGGCAACUGUGCCCGGCUUGUGUUGUCGUCGCGAGUUCCGUGAAAGCGGCUCUGGAGCCCCGAGGCCUGCCGAGCCCGGAGCGAUGGCUUCUCCAGUCCGGUUCGAGACAUCGAUGGCCAACCUCCAGGCUCAGCUGACCGCCCAAAAACUGAGGAGCCCCUCAGCUUUCAGCCUGCGGGAUCGGCUGUCGGAGUCGGACCUUAGCGGCAGCCUGGAGCAGAAUAAUCAUCUGAAAUCUGUGGACCUUAAUCAUGUUAUCAAGCUACUUGAAGAGACUGAAUCAAGUGAUUUGGAAGAACAGUUGCAAGCUCUAAAAAAUGUUGUAAAACGGUAUGAAACUGGGAUUCCCCUUAAAGAGUUAACAAGAAUCUCUAAACUUUUAAACCUGUGUGGAGAGAAAAUUCCAAACCACAGUGAGUUUAUAGAACCUACAUGUGAAAUUAUUAAACUAUAUCGAUUGCCAUUUUGUAAAAAGAAGUUAACUGAUGAAGUAAACUACUCCAGAGAAGCUCAAGAAUCAAUUGCACAAUUGGGCUAUUUGAUGAGGGUGCAAUGUUCUCAACUAAGAAUAACAAUCUGUAAAUGUAUUAUUAGCUUUUAUCAUCCUGAGCCACCAAAGAAAGAAUUUGAAGUUUACCAAGCUCUAAGUUCAAACUAUAAAAGGAAGAUGGUGGAAUUAGGAGGGUUAGCCGAAACUGUAGUCUUGGCGCUGUCAUUAGCUGAAAAUGAACUUACUGUAAAAUUAUGGAUAAUUAAAACACUGCAACAUCUUUCCACUGCUGAGGCAAACUGCCAGUUUAUGUUGGAUGCGGAAGCACCGAGAAGAUUGUGCUCUCAUAUGAAUGAGUCUGAUUCCACUGGGCAGCUGCUAUUCCGGUCCUCAGAAAUUCUCUGGAAUUUAUUAGAAAACACUUCUAGGGAAGAAAUGGUUCCUCAGCUCAGUAACUUGGAAUGUGUAAAUGCUCUGAAAGAAGCAUUUACCAAUUUACUUCUACGCGGUUCCCGCAAUUAUGAUCGUCAGCUAAGAAAUGACAUUUUGGUGAUAUCCACUCUCAUUGCGCAAAACCCUGGAGCACCAAUGAUUGAAACUGGAUUUUCCAAGCAGCUAAUACUUUUUGCUACUUUUGUUGAAGUGAAAAGCCAGAGUCCUUUGGUAAAGGGCUUCAAACUGACGUACACUAAUGAAGAUUUUGAAUUGAAAAAACUGCUGCUUAACAUGCUUACUGUACUAGCAAAAGAUUUGUGUACAGUACAGCUGCUCCAUGAGGGUAAAGUGAUGCUGGCAUUGUUUUAUUAUGUAAAACCACAUGAAAAGCCCGGAGUUCUCGACUGGUCUGUAGCCCAGCAUGAAGAAUUACAGCUUCAUGCAAUUGCUACUUUGGCUACAGUGGCUCCUCUGCUGGUAGAAGAUUACAUGAUGUGCCAAGGAAAUACUCGCCUUCUCAUGUUUCUAGAAUGGUGUGCAAGCAAUGAUCCCUUUGUUGGCCAAGGCAACAGUUUCCAUGGUACAGGUGGUCGGGGCAACAAACUUGCACAGAUGCGCUACUGCUUAAGAGUGUUGAGUCCUGUUGUGUCCCUUUGUGAUGAGACUGUGAAUCUUGAUCUUUGUGAUCAGGGAGCAAUUAAUCAACUAUUGGGCCUCUUAAAGUAUACCUCCAACAAUUACAAAGAAGAGGAAAUUGUGUUGGAAAUUCAGACUGAUAUUUUACUUAUCUUGUCGACCCUUUGUGAAAAUGAUACGCAUAGAAAGGAACUCUUUGGAUGGGAAGGAGUGGAUACACUUAUUCCAUUUCUGAAGUUGGAUGCAAAGAAAUUCUAUGGUGGACUGGGUCAUCAUCGACUUCUUUUUAGCACUUUGGACUGCUUAUGGUGCUGUGUCAUGGGCUGUACCAUUUUAGAGGACUAUUUUCUUGAAAAGGAGGGUCUCUUCCUCCUCCUGGAUUUGCUGGUGUUGAACCAAAGGAAUGUUUGCAACCAAAUUCUUGGGAUCCUCGUUGAAUUUUGCGACAACCCUAAAGCUGCUUCUCAUAUCAAUGUCUGGCGAGGGAAAAAAGAGCAGACUGCAGCAAAUCUGUUAAUAGGUUUGUGGAGACAAGAGGAGGAGGAGCUGGGUGUGAAACAUGACAAAGUUGGGAGAAUCGCUGAUAUAAAGAGGCCGUUAGUUGGCCAUUUCCAAGCACAUCAAUCAGUGACUCCGAUGCCUGCCAGAUGCCCGACGGUUGCCAUCAUGGAUGUUGCUGAAAACAUGAGAGCAAAGAUUUAUUGCGUCAUCUGUAAGCUAGGCUUUGAGAAUUUGCCUGGCCUUUCUGCAAAGGAUUUUGUUACGCUUGCUAUCAUACGAAGAUAUCUUGAUUUUAAGGUUGGUGAAAUCUGGGCUGAAAUAUGUGCAGAACUUAAAGAAGAAAAGUUCAAGCCAGUCACUCCUGAUCAGGAAGCAAUACGGGUCAUCACGGAAACAUUUUCAAAAGUUGGAAAGAUGGUUGUCUCCCUGCAGACUGAAAUGCUGGAAAGCCAUCAAUAUCAAGAACGUCUGGAGGAGCAAAAAAGUUAUUCCAAGAUUCAAUCUCUCCAUAAGCAGAAGGAUAUGGUAAAUAAGUCCUGGCAAAAUUUCUUAACCCGGACAUCAAAUUAUGAGGCUUUAAAGAAAGCAAAAAAGAUUCAGGAAAAAUCCAUAGAAGAAUCUAGGUCAAAGACAAGACGGCCGAAUAUAACAUUUCAUCCAACUGAUAUUAAAAAACUAAAUACAACUAUUGCAGCUGGUCGCUUAAUAACAGUGGAAAGCACUCCACCCGAAUUGACUGGAGGGCCACUAGCUGACACUGAGCUUGCACUCAAAAGACUCCCUAUUUGCGGAGGAGCCUUGCAAAGGGUCAAAGGCGUGAAAGUGAUGGUGCCGUUAAAAAAAGAUUCACUAUCUGUAAAGUAAAUAUCAUCCAGUACUGCUUCAGAGAGCACUCUUUAUUUUUAGUUGAUUUAUAUAUACACACACAUAUAUAUAUAUAAAUUUAUAUUUUAAGCAUCUAAACAUUGUGUAAGAUAUAAAUUAUUUGUACCUGUAAGCCAUAUAAUCAUUUUGAGAUAGAUAAGAAUCUAUUUCUGUUUGAGAAAUAAUGUGGACAUCAUGAUGCUCAUGAAUAAAUUCAGUGCACCACA